AUGAGAUCUCACGGACAACAAAUUUCGGAUCGUUUGACUGUUGAAGUUGACUGCCACUCUCUCGGCCCCAGUGAAUGCCCCUCGAUGACCUCGAGCUUUUCUCCUUUGGACUCUCCAACUCCCACGCCUACCAGUCUCUACAGCCAAGGCUCAAUGGCCUCACCAGGAUGGCACGAUCCAUCCCACUACCACCACACCAUGCCAAUGGAGCGCCGAAGCUCUCAAACACCACUGCGCAGCGCAUUUAGAAUGGCCGACCUUGCCUCAAAUGAAGGCAUGAUGAACAUGCCCUGUGGUAACAUGGAUCGACCUGAACAAAUGCCACUUCCUGAGUACCUUCCUGGAUACGACGACAACGUCGACCAGCUUUGGCUUCCUCAGGAUAUGCCCAAGACCUUCCAGGAAUCUCAGUUUCCUUACCAGGCGCAGAUGCCUCAGUACAACCAAAUGGCUCGCAACUAUUACCACCGUCCCCAGCAGGCUGGAUACCUGCCGGAAUCAGCUUCCAACCCUUGUCUCUCUCGUCCUAUCUUCAACCAGCCCGCUGAGCGGAUGCCUAACUCUGCCUCCAUGACCAACAUGCUCCAUUGGAUGCCCUCACAGGAGUCGUUGGCACCGCAAACCAUCACUCCUUCCCAGGCUUUUCCCGCUGGCCCUGUGACGCCUCCCUCUUCCUCAUACUCUGAAUUCCCUACCCACAUCCCUACUUUCAAGACCCACACCCCUUCAACCCCUCACCGCUCUGUCUCCAUGGGCACCCCCUCUGGGUCAGACACUCCCAUCAGCCGCAUGUCUGGCCAUGGUGAUUACCAGGAAGAGUUCCAGCUCUCUCCUGUCUACCGCGAUGGUCUAAUUCAGCGUCACCGCCAGCCAUCACGCAAACCAUCUAAGAAACAGCUACUCCGAUCAAACUUGAGUCUCGAAAACCUGCCCUCGAUCAUCAAGCAGGUGCAGUUCAAGUGCAAGGAGCCCGGCUGCAAGGGCCGUUUCAAGCGCCAGGAGCACCUUAAGCGCCAUAUGAAGAGCCACUCCAAAGAGAAGCCUCAUGUAUGCUGGGUACCUGGCUGCCACCGUGCAUUUUCUCGCAGUGACAACCUCAAUGCGCACUACACCAAGACCCACAGCAAGCGGGGUGGCCGCAAUCGUUACGUUGCCACUCUCGAUGAGACCAGUCAAGAUUUCGAUCCCGAUUUCCGCGGCCAACUCACACCUGAUGGUCGCCCUAUCUACGGAAGCAAGCUCGAAGAGUCUAUUCCCGAUUGCGGUGAGCUCAGCGUUGAUGGCUGGGAUGACUAG
This is a messenger RNA of Penicillium soppii, 1296 nucleotides long. It is a transcript of the gene brlA, whose product is annotated as C2H2 type transcription factor BrlA. Gene Ontology annotation, biological process: regulation of transcription by RNA polymerase II. The record is from RefSeq and is a predicted model, not a curated record. Gene Ontology annotation, cellular component: PcG protein complex; transcription regulator complex. Bases 1 to 1296 code for a protein of 431 amino acids. NCBI's taxonomy places the organism in Eukaryota, Fungi, Ascomycota, Eurotiomycetes, Eurotiales, Aspergillaceae. The transcript has a single exon. Gene Ontology annotation, molecular function: DNA-binding transcription factor activity, RNA polymerase II-specific; RNA polymerase II cis-regulatory region sequence-specific DNA binding.